Messenger RNA from Plenodomus lingam JN3, 7848 nucleotides. RefSeq lists its product as uncharacterized. The record is from RefSeq and is a predicted model, not a curated record. Gene Ontology annotation, molecular function: oxidoreductase activity; fatty acid synthase activity; phosphopantetheine binding. Lineage: Eukaryota; Fungi; Ascomycota; Dothideomycetes; Pleosporales; Leptosphaeriaceae. Gene Ontology annotation, biological process: secondary metabolite biosynthetic process; fatty acid biosynthetic process.
AUGCCGGCCGAAAAUCAAGAAAGGUGUCCAGUGGUACCCAUAGCGGUCGUGGGAAUGAGCUUUCGAGGCCCCGGGGACGCCACAAGUACUGAGAAUCUUCUGCGCAUGGUAGCUGAAGGCCGCGAAAGCCGUUCACCAAUACCGAAGGAAAAAUGGAAUCACGAUGCAUUCUAUCAUCCAGAUCAUAGCAGACAUGGAACACACAACGUGGAGUAUGGACAUUGGUUUCAGCAAGAUGUUUACACAUUCGACGCCCCAUUUUUUAACAUAUCAGAGUCCGAGGCGGCUGCUCUAGAUCCACAACAACGAAUGCUGCUUGAGUGUUCAUACGAAGCCUUUGAGAACUCGGGAAUUCCAAUGUUCAAGGUUGUGAAAUCAAACACAUCGGUAUUCACCGCUUGUUUUGCUACAGACUACACCGACAUGCUUUGGAGAGAUCCAGAGAGCGUGCCGAUGUAUCAAUGCACAAACUCAGGUCACUCACGCGCAAAUAUGGCUAACCGCAUAUCGUACACUUUUGAUUUAAAGGGACCUAGUGUCACAGCUGAUACGGCUUGUUCUGGGGGCUUGACUGCUCUUCAUCUGGCUUGUCAGAGUUUACAGACUGGAGAUGCAACACAGGCAGUCGCAGCGGGAUCCAGUUUGGUACUGGGCCCUGAGCUCAUGACUACAAUGAGUAUGAUGAGAUUUUUGUCACCCGACGGGAGGUGCUACACAUUUGAUGAGCGUGCAAACGGCUAUGCUCGUGGUGAAGGUGUUGCUGUUCUUGUUUUGAAGCGCUUAGAAGACGCAAUCGCAGAGGGCGAUACCAUCCGGGCGGUCAUCCGUGGCACAGGUUGCAAUCAAGAUGGAAAGACGGCGGGCAUCACGAUGCCCAACGGCCAGUCACAGAAAGAAUUAAUUCGAUCUGUAUACGAAAAGACUGGCCUUGAUCCACUGGAAACUUCUUACGUGGAAUGCCACGGAACUGGCACCCAAGCCGGAGACGUUACCGAAACUGCUGCGAUCAAUGCCAUCUUUUGCCCUGGUCGACCAUUAAGUAAGCCGCUGAUGAUAGGCUCAGUUAAAACGAAUGUCGGACAUUUGGAAGCAGCCAGUGGCCUCACAGGCGUGAUCAAGUCUAUACUCAUGUUGGAGAAUGAGAUAAUUCUUCCAAACCGAAAUUUUGAAAACGCUAAUCCCCGAAUCCCACUCGAAGACUGGGCACUCCGGGUACCCACGGCCAUCGAGCCUUGGAUAAGCUCGGGGCCUCGUCGUGCAUCGGUUAAUAGCUUUGGCUAUGGUGGAGCGAAUGUUCACGCCAUUCUCGAAAACACAAGAGACUUUUUGGCUGCACGCGCUAUCAAUUCUACUAAUUUCACUCAGAGAUCUGCACUUGCUGUGAAGGCAGUUCAAGCAGCUCUUGCCAAUGACACCGCAAAUCGUGAUGACAUCACAAACGGCAAUGGCCUCACAAAUGGGAAUGGCCUGACGAACGGUAACAGCAUCACAAAUGGAAUUGGCUUCACAAAUGGAAAUGGCCUCACAAACGGCGACUCGAACGGUAACGGAAGAAUCGGCUAUACCAAUGGCCAUUCACAGAGCAACGGGACUACAAACGGUAACUUACUAAAAGUCAAUGGACACAGUCAGGACACCAGCCACCGCGAAGAAAUCGCAAGCCACUCUGACAACGGGCCUCGAAUAUUCACACUCUCAGCCUUUGAUCCCAUAGCCGGAGCCGCCUGGUCUCGCAGACUUGCCGAAUACGUUUCGCAAAGAGAAGCCAGCGCCGAUGGAGAAUUCCUCAGCAGCCUUGCCUACACGCUCAGUGAUAGACGAACUGUGCACCCAUGGAAGGCCACCGUGACUGCAUCUUCUAGCCAAGAGCUAGUCUCGAAACUCGAAAAGGUUAAUUUUGUCAACGUGCCUGCACGACAAAGACUGGGGUUCGUGUUCACAGGUCAAGGUGCACAGUGGUGUGGCAUGGGCAGGGAGCUCAUAGAUGUCUCUCCACGGUUCCGAGAGAGCCUUAAAGCAUGCGGAGAAGCACUAGAACGAAUGGGAGCCCCCUUUGACGUAUUAGAGGAGCUACAGCAAGACUUUGAGAUUUCGCAGAUGAACAAGGCAUUAUACAGUCAGCCUCUUUGCACCGCAUUGCAAAUCGCGCUGGUGGAUAUGCUCGCCUCUUGGGGCAUACGCCCCGAAUCUGUCACAGGACAUUCUAGCGGAGAGAUUGCCGCUGCGUAUGCUGCUGGGGCGAUUAAUCUCGAAGAUGCCAUGCUUGUCGCGUACGAACGAGGCCGUGCAUCAUCGAAGCUCACCGAAGAGGGCAUCAAAGGCGCCAUGACAGCGGUAGGUAUGGCCAGAGACGAGAUCAUACCAAUACUUGCAGGCCUUCAGAACGGAAAAGCUGUGGUGGCCUGUUCGAAUAGCCCCUCAAGUACAACCGUCUCGGGAGACAAGAGUGCACUGGACGAGCUGCAACAUGUUCUCCGGGAAAAGGGGGUCUACAAUCGUAGACUUUUGGUUGAGGUUGCAUAUCACUCCCAUCACAUGAUUCUUGUUGCCGACAGCUAUCGAGCCGCAAUUUCCAAUAUCAAAACACUCAAGGGGAACGAUGUCAAGUUCUUCUCUUCCGUUACGGGCAAAAAGAUGGAAACCUCCAAGCUAGGACCAGAAUAUUGGGUCAGCAACUUGGUAGGCGAAGUAAAAUUCGCACAAUCAUUGCUCCAACUAGCAAAUUAUGGCAGUCAUGACACCAACUUCCAAGUCCAGAGACUGGUUGAGAUCGGCCCACACGGAGCGCUCGCUGGACCGGGCAAGCAGGUGCUUGAAGCCAGUCAAGUGCCUACCACAUCGACGAUAGACUACCUGUCAGUUCUGGUUCGGAAGCAGAAUGCAGUGAAAACGGCGCUAGAACUGGCAUCGAAGCUCUUUAUUUCUGGAUACCCAGUUCGCUUUUCCACCCUCAAUGGAAGCUCUACAUCGGGUGUUUCUUCUCCUUUGAUCGACCUACCCCCCUAUGCCUGGAAUCACAACAAAUCGUACUCGGCGGAACCGAGAAUAAGUAAGGCCUACCGUCAGCGCAGCUUCCCAAGAUUGGAUCUUAUUGGCGCCUUUGAUGUACAUUCUAGCCCGCUAGAACCGCGUUGGCGGCAGAUGAUACGUUUAUCGGAACUGCCAUGGGUACGAGAUCACAAGAUUCAGGGUUCGGUCCUCUAUCCUGCAGCUGGAUAUAUCACAAUGGCCAUUGAGGCAGCCAUUCAAAAGCUACUAAAGAGAGCGCCGGACACACCCAUCCUGGGCUAUCAGUUCCGCGAUGUGUCGAUCAAUUCCGCACUUGUGAUUCCAGAGACACCUGGCGAGGUGGAGGUAUUCAUCACACUGAAAGCCUUCUCUGAGAGUGCCAAAGCAACUUCUAGCCUCUGGGAUGAAUUCCUGGUCUCUUCCGUGGUGAACGAGAACCACUGGACUGAACACUGUCGCGGUUUGAUCGCAGUGCAGACACCAUCCAAGGCUUCAAACUCUGUCAAUGCUGCGAUACAAGAGAAGGCGAACACCGCGGCUCAUGGCAACAUGGUUGAAGAGCUUGAGACCGCGUGCCAGACAUCAACCGAUGUUGAUGGUUUCUACGCACAACUUUCGGAAAUUGGCAUGGAGUAUGGUCCAGCAUUCGCCAACAUGCGACAAGCUCGUACAGCUCCUGGGCAAUGCAUUACCAGCGUGGAGAUUCCUGAUACAGCAGCCUCAAUGCCGAUGCAGUACGAACGUGCUAGUGUCAUCCAUCCGGGUACACUGGAUGCCAUCUUCCACAGUUACCUUCUCGCGCAUGCAGGACAUGUGGGUAAGCUCAGCAACCCUAUCAUUCCUGUAUCAAUCGAAGACAUGUUCAUUGCCCAUGAUAUCACCAGAAGAUCAGGAGAUAGACUCGUCUCCUACGCUUCAAUAUCGCGCAUCGACUACCGCCAUAAGUCCACCGGCAUCAUGGUUUUUGAAGACUCUUAUGCAGAGGGAAAAAAACCAGUUAUUCAGCUGAAUGAGAUGACGGUGGCAGCAAUAGAUCAUCGUGAGUCAGAAAGAGGCGAAGAUUCCAAUUAUCGACGAGCGUACAACUUGAAAUGGGCACCCGAUGUGGACACAUUGACAGAGCAACAGGCUAUCGACAUCUGUUCAAAGCCAGCGGUUACCCAAGGCGCUAUCACAGAUACAGAAUUGGAUCAAGUUGCGGUCAAGAUGCUCCGAGAAGGUCUAUCGAAGGUCUCGGAGCAACAAGCUAUUGAAGCGGGAGAGUUUGCUCACAAUCUCUGGAAACUGAUUUCUUUCCAAGUAGAGAAAUCGACUGCACUUCCAAAUGCAGACGAUUCUACCCAUAACAGCCUCCCUGAUGAGGUCAGCACAGCCUUGGACCGAACAGCUGAGCAGUUGCCGGAUCUUCUAGCCGGCCGAAUCACACCUGCCAAACUCAUCGAGACAUAUGACAUGAACAUGGUUGCAGCGGUUCCUCAGGUCUUCAAAGAAAAUUACGUUGUGGCAGCCUACCUCAAUCUACUGGCCCAUAAGACGCCAGAUCUCAGCGUGCUGACCAUGGGACCCCUAUCGGGGCCUGCUUCGUUGAACCUGUUGUCUUUGCUCUCUGGAACGGACGGUGGUAGCGCUCCCUUCAAAGCCUUGCAUCAUACCGACACCGAACUUAACAUGGACCAUGUGGCCAAGAUUGAAUUCCCAGCUUGGGCCGACUCGAUUACAUUGAAAGACGGCCAGACUGAAGCUGGUACGUAUGAUGCUGUAGUAGCAUUCAACAUCAGUGGGACGAGUGGACAGGCAGAAAAGCUACUGUCGAGUGCUUCCAAGCUGUUGAAAGAUGGAGGAAGAUUGAUGCUGGUCCAACUCUCGAUCGAGUCACCUGCUGCUACUCUAGUAUGGGGAUCACUCGCCAACCUAUCCCCAAACCAAAGUCAAGUCUUGAAUGGGCUACCACCCUCAACAGUAGAGGAUGUAGCUGAGAAGAUGGGCUUCAACGCUCAGAUAACAGCUUCAAAGCGACUCAUCGUUCUCCAGAAAGGUGGACUGCAAGGAAACAGCGAGAAACAGCCCGACGUACUCAUCGUUGGCGGUGAGGAGCCAACUGGUGUCGACAUGGAGGCCCUCAGCAAAAAGCUUGGCUCUGGGACGGAGAUGGUGUCCCUUGAGCAUGUUUGCCCUAAGCCAGGACAGGUAUGCGUUGUGCUCAGUGAAUUGUCGAGAUCGGUACUUUCAGGGCCGACGCCGACGGAAUGGGAGGCUAUCAAGAGAAUGGUGCAGGGCGGCGCAGGGCUGAUCUGGGUCACUCGCGGCGCAGGCGGCAACGAGUGCUCGAAUGCACAGGCAGCAUUGGUUCAGGGACUUGCACGCACCAUCCGCGCCGAAAUGGGAGAUCAGCCGAUUGUCACGCUUGAUCUCGAUGGCAUCAGGCCGCUGGACGCCCACAUGGCGGCCGGGUGCAUUGCCCAUGUUGCAGGGCGGGCGAUGCGGCGACGCGGUGGUGAUGGCCAGAGUGUGGGUGUAGCCGUGGACGUGGACUGGGAGGUGAUGGAACGAGGUGGGAUCUUACACGUGCCCCGUCUGGUUGAGGAUGUAGAUGCCAGCAUGGCGUUGCAGUCGGAUGAUGCCAAGACCCUGACGUCCGCGGGGACGGGCCAGCCACAACGGCGGUUACGCGAUGUGGGGCCGACACGCCUCUUUGUGGCUACGCCCGGCCUGCUCGACAGUUUGCACUUUGCCGCCGAUGAGCGCACGGGCGGGCGCUUGCGGGCCGGGCAGGUUCGGGUCAAUGUUAAAGCGGCCGGGAUCAACUUCAAGGACGUUAUGAUGGCCAUGGGUCAGAUCAAGGUCGAAGAUCUGGGUUGCGAAUGCAGCGGCAUUGUUUCCGCCAUCGACGACGCGGUCGCACAAGACCCACAAGGGCUUCGUGUUGGAGACCGAGUCAUGUGCCUCAGCUCAGGAUCAUACUGCACCCAGCUACCACUCGAUGCUCGACUCGCACAUCGCAUCCCCGAUCACUUGUCCUUUGAGACGGCUGCGGCGCUGCCCAUUACCUAUGUGACGGCCUAUCACAGCGUCCACAACAUUGCCCGUCUGCGCAAAGGCGAAACCAUUCUGAUCCACGCAGCUGCAGGCGGGCUGGGUCAGGCUCUUGUUGAAUUGAGCCAGCAGGUGGAAGCUGUCGUCUAUGUCACAGUGGGCAGCGCUGAAAAGAAAGAAUUCAUCAUACAGCGCUUUGGCUUGGCCGAAGAUCACAUCCUCUACAGCCGCGAUGUUUCCUUCUCCCGCGACAUCAUGCGGCUGACGCACGGCCGUGGCGUCGAUGUGGUCAUGAACAGUCUUGCAGGUGAGGCUCUUCGGCAAUCUUGGACGUGCAUUGCCCCACAUGGCCGCUUCGUUGAGCUUGGCCAGCGCGACAUCACCAUCAACACACGGUUGGAUAUGGCACCGUUUUCUCGCAAUGCCUCCUUUACCGCCUUCAACCUAGCAUACACCAUGCAAAAUGACCCUCAAGCAGCCCGCGAGGUCAUGGCCAGUGUACUCGCUCUUUUCACCAGUGGCGCUAUACGAGGCCCUGAUCCUGUUGAGACGUAUGCUUUCUCACAACUCGAGCAGGCCUUCCGUAAAAUGCAGACUGGUCGUCAUAUGGGCAAGCUUGUGGCUGUGGUUCAGCCCGAUGACCUGGUCAAGUAUCAUCAUGAGCCAAACUCAACCCUGCUUUUCCGCUCUGAUGCUGCUUACUUACUCGUGGGGGGCCUAGGUGGCCUUGGUCGCGCCACCGCUCUAUGGAUGGCUUCUCGUGGGGCUCGCCAUGUAAUCUUCAUCAAUCGAUCAGGAUCCAAGAGUGGGACAGCACAGGAGACAAUCAAGGCCCUGGAGGAUGUAGGCUGCAAGGCCACCGUUUUCGACUGCGAUGUUGCAGAUUCGAACCAACUUGCAUCGACCCUAGCUGCAGCUCGGGAACUGCCGCCCAUCCGUGGUGUGAUCCAAGGCGCUAUGGUGCUUAGGGACACCAUGUUCGCUAAUAUGGCCAUUGACGAUUACUUGGCCGUAUUGCGUCCCAAACUGCAAGGCACCUUGAACCUACAUGCUCAACUACCGGCUGACAUGGACUUCUUCAUCAUGGAGUCUUCAAUUAGCGGCAUUGUGGGUAACAGUACCCAGGCAGCUUAUGCAGCUGCAAACACCUUCCUUGAUGCGUUUGCUCGAUUCAGGAGAUCUUCCAGCCUGCCUGCUACUACCAUUGACAUUGGUGCUGUAGCUGACAUUGGCUAUCUCGCAGAACAUGACCAUAUUAAGCAAGCUAUGGAACGGCAGGGGUUUGAGUUCACGGAUACCUCGCGUCUGAUGCGUCUUCUGGAGUUCGCAAUUUUGAACUCCACUCGUACCCCCUGCAAUGCUCACGUCAUUACAGGCUUAGGUGCCUGGCAUCCCGAUAACUCACUCCCUGUCCUCCGUGGUCCCGUCUUCUCACGCUAUCGUAUGCUAUCAUCGUGUGCUCCUAGCACUGGCGAUAACGCGCGCGAUACGCUGCGUGUGGCCUUGAAACAAUCCUCCAGUCUUGAUGCUGCCACAAAGGUCAUUCUUCCCGCAAUUAUCAAUCAAAUCAUAGCCAGAACCGGCAUUCCUGUCGAGAAUGUAAGCACGUCGCAAAGUCUGCAGGACUAUGGCAUUGAUUCCCUGUCGGCUGUGGAGCUGAGAAAUUGGUUUUCAAAAGAGAUGGAAAGUGUGGUGCCCAUUUUUGAGCUGCUGGCGGCCGAGUCGCUUACUGCUCUCGCUGCAAUGAUAGCACGACGUAGCAGACUGAUUGUUAGUACAAACACUGAUGUUCAGUCAGCAGUCUGA